AUGUUUGGCUGUAUAUCCGCGCUAAAUGUGGCAAAGGUGUUGUUUCGCAAUCUCUUGGCGCGACACCCGCCCUUUCCCAUCGCAGAAGUGGCGCCGCGGACGGAUGCAGUCGAGUUGACAUUUUGUCCCUCGCGGCCGUGGAAGCCCCGCCCCGGUCAACAUAUCUACCUGUACGUGCCUGCGGUAAGGUGCUGGCCGGCCCAGCGUUUUGAGCUCGCCUGGUGGGAAACUUCACCUGAUGGGAGGGCAGCGUCAGUCUCCGUCCUCAUUGAGGUCGAUUCUGGUUUCACAAGAAAGCUCUGGCUAACCCGGCACCGACGACUUCGCAUCAUCGUGGAUGGACCAUAUGGUGGGAAAGACCUUGACCGCUGGCAGCCGUUGAGCACAGGGUUCCCGUACGAUGCGGUAGCUCUCGUCGCGACUGGUAUUGGCAUCGUAGGCCAGCUUCCCUUCAUCCGGGAACUACUCCAACGCUUCGUCAGCGAAGAGAAGGCGAUGCACACCCGGGGAGGGGGGGUUCGCCGCCACCGUAUCUCGCUGGUGUGGCAGUUGGACAAAGAAGAGCACAUGAACUGGAUAUGUGACUGGAUGGACCAGUUGCUUGCCGAUGAUGAUACGACUUUGAUUCUUCAUAUUUCGCUUUACAUCUUGGACUGUUCGGAUCAGUCCGUUCGUAACGAACGCCCCGGGCGCCGCAUUGAUGUACACUAUAAAGAAGAACUGGAUGUAAAGAAAAUACUAGAUCGAGAGCUCGAAGAGUGGUCAGAUAAGAUGCUCGUGACGGCUAGAUUUUCAACCAAAUUCAGCCAGAGGAGGAUUUUGGGCACCGAAUGCCAGGGCCAGGCAAGGGGUCGCGUAACCGAGUGCACACCAGGGGUCGUUUUGCAGUAUCAGAAAGGAGCCACGACUUUUGUGAACCGUGACCACGCCAUGGAAAUCGGCCUUGCUUCAGAAGGGAAUAUAAAGCCAAAUAUCAUGGCACGAAUGCUGGCGUUCGUUUUUCUGCUUUCUCUGUACCUCCUCCAUCCGGCGGCGCUGGAUAUUGAUUACCUUUCAUCCUCAGCGCCAGGUCGUGCAUCGGGUGAAAGUCGGUGA
Histoplasma mississippiense is the source of this 1095-nucleotide messenger RNA. RefSeq lists its product with no specific name. Lineage: Eukaryota; Fungi; Ascomycota; Eurotiomycetes; Onygenales; Ajellomycetaceae. Gene Ontology annotation, molecular function: ferric-chelate reductase activity. The transcript has 7 exons. Gene Ontology annotation, biological process: intracellular iron ion homeostasis; iron ion transport; copper ion import. The coding region runs from base 1 to 1095 and encodes 364 amino acids. Gene Ontology annotation, cellular component: plasma membrane. The record is from RefSeq and is a predicted model, not a curated record.